UCUUCUGAAUCAUGAGUACAAGUCACGAGUGUCAUUAUUAUUUUUUGCCGACAACGGAUGAGCUGGUUAUUUCCCAAAGAGAGCAACCUUGCCAAGCAGCCAUUCAUGCAGAUUGAUCAUAAUCCUGUGCAAGCAACAACACAACAUAUAUACCUACAUACGUCAAACAGCCUACUUGUGAUAUCCCUUCAAAAGAAAGAAGAAUCCCACCCAUCAAUUACUAAAGCAUAACCAUGGUGCUAUUCGAGUCCAUCUUCGCCAGCCUGGAGGCAGAAGAGACCUUUCACCAUCAGUUGGUCAUGGGAGUGUUCUACAUCUGCCCAGUGAUCUUUUUCGUGCUGCAUUAUGUGAUUGCGGCUCCCUGGGGCAAGACCUUCCAGACCUUGUUGGGUCCUACUAUUCCGGCACCCAUUGGUUGGUGUCUCUUUGAAAUUCCCAAUCUCCUUUGGGCCGGGUUGUGCUGCUACGAUGCUUUCUCCCGCGACAAGUUGACCACGGCCAACUGCAGCUUGCUGGCACUCUUUGUGGGACAUUACAUCAAUCGAGCCUUGAUUUAUCCCCUACAACUCAAUGCCCACAGCAAACCCUUACCAAUAGAAGUGGUCCUGAUAGCUCAUUUCUUCACUCAAAUCAAUGGCUACAUUCAAUCCAGAGCCAUUUUGCAGUUUCAGACGUAUCCCGACAAUUACCUGCAACACCCACAAUUCUGGACUGGAGUUGUACUCUUUCUCCUGGGGGUGGCCAUCAAUUGGCAAUCUGAUCAUAUUCUCCGAAACUUGCGCAAGCCGCCGCCAACCCCAACAACUUCCACUGCUACUACUGCUACUCAACAAACCAAGAGCCACUAUGUGAUUCCCCACGGAGGCUUCUUUCGCUACGUUUCGGCACCGCAUUAUAUGGGAGAAAUCCUCGAAUGGACCGGGUUUGCCAUUGCCACUCAAUCCUUGGCCGCCUGGAGCUUUGUACUCUUUACAUUGAUCAAUCUGGUACCCCGCGGAGUGGCGCAUCAUCAAUGGUACUUGCAGAAUUUCAAGGACUAUCCUUUGGAACGAAAAGCCGUCAUUCCGUUUGUCUGGUAAUACCAAAUUAUAUAAUUAUGUAUGUCUAAUAGCAGCAACGAAUCGAAUGGUAAUUCUAUCUAUCUAUCAAUCUACAGGAUCCAUGCCAUGACGAAGCAGGAAUCUGCAUUAUGAUUAGAGGGCAAUUGACUCCAAAUAACUGAGGUACCGUAGCCUUGGUGUGCA
Messenger RNA from Seminavis robusta, 1244 nucleotides. NCBI's taxonomy places the organism in Eukaryota, Bacillariophyta, Bacillariophyceae, Naviculales, Naviculaceae. The record is from the annotation of a GenBank genome assembly.